AGGCCAUAAUUUAGGGAGGUAAGAAGACAGGAGGAAGAUAGGACGUUCUGGGUGAUGGCACUACAAGUGCCACUGGAUGACAUGCCGUUUAUCUAUGCCCAGGUCGAAAAGGCCAUUGGGAAGAUAAUUUUAGCACAUCCUACGGACGCAGAUCCACAGAGACCAGCACUUGUCAACGCAAGAUUCGACCUCAAACUUGAAGCCCGUCCAAACAUGAAGGACGUGUUAUGGGUGGAAACGACGAAAGGGGACGUCCUGGAGAUCAAACUGGCCUGCUCAGACUCGUUGAAGUGUAGGAGCUGCAGGCAAUUCUUCCACACCGAACAAGAUUGCAAAAAGGGAGGAGGAGCUCGGCCACGUGAAACAGGAACAGUACAGUCGGAGCAAAUUCACAGACAACAGCAAGGACCGACAACGUUGUCGAAUGGAGGCAAUCAAGUGUCGGGAUACCAUGGUCCGAUGGGCCCAAGACCGGGAACGCCAAGGCAACCAUCCGGUGUGCACGCAAGACAACUCCGAGUGAACCCGACAUUCUCCCCGCAAGGGGGUGGGGGAGGGCAGCAGAGGGGACAUGGGCCACUAAAUGGUCAAUAUCAAGCAAGGGGAAUUCCGCCCCUAGACGGACAAGGAGGAACGGGUCAGACAAGAGGAGGGCUGUCAGCUCAGAUGGGUCAGAUGUUAGGUGGUAUGAACAUGGGAGGAGGAGAGGGAGGCACAUGUUUCGCUCAGCCACAAGGUGUGCAUCCAAUGCCAUGGCAAGGAGGAGUAACCUCGGAAUGGCUGUUAGCAAACGGAAUCCACCCCGCUCUCUGGAUGGGCAUGAUGGGCGGACAAGGCACGACUCCAAUGAUGUAUCAACAAGGGACGCAGGCGGGGCAGCAAGGAGCAAGCGGAGUAGGAGCAGUAAUUUCGCAAGCAUUACAACAGCAACAGCCGGAGGUUCGAAUACCGAUACGCCCAUUUCCCCUAUUCGGAGGGACCCAAGCAAGAGGAAUGGCAAACAAGGGGCAGAGCUCCCAGUCAGGAGCAAAGACUUGAAAUCCAGGAAAGCAAAGGCGUCUGAGUACAGCAUCACAGGUCGCACUCACGCCGGAACCGUCAGGAACGUC
Messenger RNA from Chara braunii, 1109 nucleotides. Lineage: Eukaryota; Viridiplantae; Streptophyta; Charophyceae; Charales; Characeae. The record is from the annotation of a GenBank genome assembly.